This is a messenger RNA of Myotis brandtii (Brandt's bat), 1851 nucleotides long. It is a transcript of the gene ITPKB, whose product is annotated as inositol-trisphosphate 3-kinase B. Lineage: Eukaryota; Metazoa; Chordata; Mammalia; Chiroptera; Vespertilionidae. Gene Ontology annotation, biological process: inositol phosphate biosynthetic process. The transcript has 7 exons. Gene Ontology annotation, molecular function: inositol tetrakisphosphate kinase activity; inositol-1,4,5-trisphosphate 3-kinase activity. The annotation marks the transcript as partial. Gene Ontology annotation, cellular component: nucleus; cytoplasm. The record is from RefSeq and is a predicted model, not a curated record.
CCAAGCCUCUCCAAGGACCAGGAGGGAGUGGCACCUCUGCCCUGCCCCGCCUCCCCGUCAGGCUCCGGGGCUCAGGGCGUAGCCCCUUCGGUGAGAAUGGAGGAGGGGGUCCCUGCCCGCCCCCCCUGUGGCUCACCGGCCGCGAUGGAGAUUGACAAGAGGGUCUCUGCUCUGGAAACUCUGAGCUGCCAAGCUCCCUCGUUGGACCAGGUCGGAGCGAACUCCGUGGUGGCUGCAGAAGUGGCAGCGAGAGCCACGUCCCCUGGGCCCUACCAUCCGCAGGACCCUGCCCUCUCGGAGCUGCCGGAGAAGCCCCAGGGUGUGCAUCCCCCAUCACCCCCCGCCGCCCUGGUGGAGGGUAAGGGGCUGGCGCUGGGCCGUGAGACGAGCCCAGCCUCAGAGAGGGGGCCUCCGCAAUGCUCCAGCCGAGUGGAUGAAGGGUCCCCGCCGCUGGGCUUGCUUGGGGGCAGCCGCUCCACACAGCCGGGCGCGGGGGAGGCGGAGGCGGGAAUUCCCGCUGGCGGAAUGCUGGAACCUUUGCCCUGUUGGGAAGCAGCAAAAGAUGUGAAAGACCCUCAGUGCCUCCCUGCGGACGGGGUGGGCGUGCAGCCCGGGAGCUCCAGGGCUUGGCUGAGCCCCAUGGAGGAAGCCUGCCUGGCCUGGACGUGCAGCCUGGGGGUACCAGCCCAGGGGACUUGGGGAAGCCCCCCGAAAGACAGAGCCACCCACUCCGGCCCAGAGCUGCUCUCCCCGGAGCAGGAGGACAAGCCUUUGCUGCGGGAGGCCUGCAGCCCCGGCAAUAUCCCCGCCGUCAUCAUUACAGACAUGGGUGCCCAGGAGGAUGGGGUGUUGGAGGAGGCCCAGGGCAGCCCGCUGGGCAUCCUGCCCCUGAGGAAGCUGUCCUCUUCCUCGGCCUCCUCCGCCGGCUUCUCCUCCUCCUACGAGGACUCGGAGGAGGACAUCUCCAGCGACCCCGAGCGCUGCCUGGACCCCAGCGCCGCCUUCCUGCACACCCUGGACCAGCAGAAGCCCAGAGUGAGCAAAUCAUGGAGGAAGAUAAAGAACAUGGUGCACUGGUCUCCCUUCGUCAUGUCCUUCAAGAAGAAGUACCCCUGGAUCCAGCUGGCGGGACACGCAGGGAGUUUCAAGGCGGCUGCCAACGGCCGGAUCCUGAAGAAGCACUGUGAGUCGGAGCAGCGCUGCCUGGACCGGCUGAUGGCCGACGUGCUGAGGCCCUACGUGCCGGCCUAUCACGGGGACGUGGUGAAGGACGGGGAGCGCUACAACCAGAUGGACGACCUGCUGGCCGACUUCGACUCGCCUUGCGUGAUGGACUGCAAGAUGGGCGUCAGGACCUACCUGGAGGAGGAGCUCACCAAGGCCCGAAAGAAGCCCAGCCUGCGGAAGGACAUGUACCAGAAGAUGGUCGAGGUGGACCCCACGGCCCCGACCGAGGAGGAGAACGCCCAGCGGGCCGUGACCAAGCCCAGGUACAUGCAGUGGAGGGAGACCAUCAGCUCCACGGCCACCCUCGGCUUCCGGAUCGAAGGCAUCAAGAUCGCCUACCGGGACCGGCUGAAGGACAUCCGGGCCACCCUGGAGGUGUCCCCCUUCUUCAAGGGCCACGAGGUCAUCGGCAGCUCGCUCCUCUUCAUUCACGACAAGAGGGAACAGGCCAAGGUGUGGAUGAUCGACUUUGGGAAAACCACGCCCCUGCCCGAGGGCCAGACCCUGAAGCAUGACGUCCCCUGGCAGGAAGGGAACCGGGAGGACGGCUACCUCUCGGGCCUGAACAACCUCAUCGACAUCCUGACGGAGAUGUGCCCGGGCCCCGGCGCCCCUGUGGCCUGA